This is a messenger RNA of Magnolia sinica, 1356 nucleotides long. RefSeq names its product protein ALP1-like. The transcript has a single exon. The record is from RefSeq and is a predicted model, not a curated record. NCBI's taxonomy places the organism in Eukaryota, Viridiplantae, Streptophyta, Magnoliopsida, Magnoliales, Magnoliaceae. The annotation marks the transcript as partial. Gene Ontology annotation, molecular function: sequence-specific DNA binding.
UACAUUGCCUUGUUUUAUUCCCUUGCAGGGCCCUUGUCACUAUCCAAUGGUCCGGAUAAGUUCGCGUCUGUCUUCAAGGUUUCGAGGAAGACCUUCAACUACAUAUGUUCGCUUGUGAAGGAAGAUCUGAUGGCGAGACAAUCAAGCUUCACCUCUUCAAAUGGCAAGGUGCUGUCCGUGAACGAUCAGGUGGCUGUUGCUCUGAGAAGGUUGAGCUCUGGCGAGUCACUAGUGACCAUAGGAGAAUCAUUUGGCAUGAACCAAUCAACCGUUUCCCAUGUGACUUGGCGAUUUGUGGAAGCGAUGGAAGAAAGAGGGCUUCACCACCUGAGAUGGCCCACCACAGAAGAUGAUAUGAAGGAGAUCAAAUCUAAGUUUGAGAGAAUCCGGGGGCUCCCAAAUUGCUGUGGUGCAAUUGACACAACACACAUCAUGAUGUGUUUGCCAUCAGUGGACCCAUCAAACAAUGUAUGGUUUGAUCGAGAGAAGAACCACAGCAUGCUCUUGCAGGCGAUUGUGGACCCUGAUAUGAGGUUCCGGGAUGUUGUUACUGGGUGGCCUGGCAGCAUGAACGACUCAGAUGUGCUCAGGAACUCUGGAUUUUUCAAACUCUGUGAGAACGGGAAGAGGUUGAAUGGGAAGAAGUUGAAGCUGUCCGAAGGGUCAGAGGUGAGAGAAUACAUAAUCGGAGAUGUUGGUUUUCCUCCGCUUCCUUGGCUCCUCACCCCUUACCAAGGGAAAGACCUUGUGGGGCCCAGAGCCGAAUUCAACAAGAGGCAUUUUGCCACUAGGAUGGUGGCUGGGAGGGCGCUGGCAAGAUUGAAAGAGAUGUGGAAGAUCGUCCAAGGGGUGAUGUGGCGGCCUGACAAGCACAAGCUACCGAGGAUAAUUCUGGUCUGCUGUUUGCUGCACAACAUCAUCAUCGAUAUGGAAGAUGAAGUUCAGGACGAGAUGCCCCUGUCUCACCACCAUGAUGUUGGUUACAGGCAGCAGAUUUGUGAUGACGUCAACAAGGAGAAUGUGUUCUUGAGAGAUAGACUCUCGCAGUACUUGUCAGGCAGAUUGCUGCCACCUUGAAAUGAAUCUGUACGGCCUGUUACUUCUGGUCCCUGGAGAUCGAUCAGCAGUCAAUCGUCCAAACGAUUGAGUUGGGUAACAAAUAGAUUGUUGGGUAACUGUUUUUUAAGGAAACUGUUUGAUGAUUUUGUGGGAGGGGGACAGUUGAGAUGUGAUCUCCUCUGCAUGUAUAGAAUUCAACGGCGGCAUUGGCUUCGUGCAGUUGAAAAGGCAAUGGCUUCGAGAAAUGAGAUGUAACCUCUAUGGAAUUGCUUUAUAUAUUCAAGUAAUUCUUGGCCA